This is a messenger RNA of Cygnus atratus (black swan), 7352 nucleotides long. It is a transcript of the gene TET1, whose product is annotated as tet methylcytosine dioxygenase 1. Gene Ontology annotation, cellular component: nucleus. The transcript has 12 exons. Gene Ontology annotation, molecular function: zinc ion binding; DNA 5-methylcytosine dioxygenase activity; DNA binding. Gene Ontology annotation, biological process: oxidative demethylation; positive regulation of transcription by RNA polymerase II. Bases 410 to 7156 code for a protein of 2248 amino acids. The record is from RefSeq and is a predicted model, not a curated record. Lineage: Eukaryota; Metazoa; Chordata; Aves; Anseriformes; Anatidae.
GAUCCAGGGCGCGUUUUGCCGCCUGCCGGGAGGGCCGAGUGCGGCGAGCUCCCCGCCGAGCCGCCCCCUCCCCUCCCCGCUCCCUCCCGGAGGGUCCGGACGGGGCCGCCGUCGCCCGCACGUUUCGCCGUCCGCCGCCGGGGCUCCGCCAGCCGCGCUGGGCUCGUCGCGCCGCGGGGACCGGCAGCGAGGAGGGAGCCAUGAACCCAGCCGCGCCGAGCCGGCGCCGAGCCAGGCCAGCGUCGCCCCUCGCCGGUAGCCGCGGGCUGGCCGCGCCGCAGCCCUGAGUUGACUCUGUAUCACUACAGAGAGCCGCAAUGGGAGUGUGCAGUUUUCUAUUGAAAAAUUCUCUCAAGAGCUCAUGAUUUUUUUCCAUCUCUCCUCUUAACAUUUCUACUACUCCGCAGACAUGGCUCACCACGCAAGGCCUUCCAGAUUAGCCAAAAAGGAAGAGAUAGGCAAAAGGAAAACUAACCAGGGCAAAAAGAAAUCUAGCCAAGUGAGAAAGAAAACUGCAAAGACUUCCACAAAAGCUGUUAGUUCUGGAAAAUGCAAGAAGCCAGCACAAGAAAAAGAUGUUAAGAAAAAACAGCAAGAAAAGAAACCAAUCAUGAGCUCUUCAGGUAGACUUCUCAGGAGCAGUGUCACCAGAACCUUGUCUGGAACACCGUGGGUGAGUUUGGAGAAAGCUGACAAUAUCCUCUUUCAUAACCAGGAUGCUUUCAACUUCAAUGGCUUUACAAUGUCUCUUCGUAACCGAUCAUUCUCCCGUAGAUUUUCCCAAGCUCCAGUAAUUGCAAAACCUAGGAAAGUUGCAGCACAAAAAAGGCUAGAAACAAAGGAAAAGCAUGAACAAGAAGCCUUGGCAGUAGAAGAAGAAAAAAAUGUAGAAGCAGGUGAAAAAGCGUUGGAACAGGAUUCAGCACAAAACACGGUAGCUCCUCUGCCUGUAGAGGAUGCUCCACACAGCGCAGACGAAGAGCCUGCUGCCACAUGUGCCGGUCAAGAGGAGGAGGUAGAAGUACCUGAAACAAGUGAUGCUGUUCCAAGCAGUCAGGUAACUGACGGCGAUACUGAAGUGUUAGAGGUGGGAUCUCAGCAUGAAGACCUGCCCUGUGAGCAGAAGCCCGCUGAUCUCAAUGCAGAUAGUUCAGUUGAAGCAUUUGUUGAAGAUGCUGCACUUGUGCUUCCAUCUUCUGAUUCCAUAACUGCCUCUGAAUCAAACUCGAAGGAGCAUGUAGAGGUUCCCUUCGACCCGGUGCCUAACAGUCAAGAACCUGACUCCGGUUCUGUUGAUACCUCAGACCUCAGUUCAGCAGCAGCUGAAGAGUCAGCCCCGCUUGCUGAACCGCACACUGAAACGGAGUUGGACCUGGUGCUAGCUAGUGAAGAACAUGACUCGAGUUCUGCACCCAUAGUUACCUCUGAGUUUAACUCACAAGAACAUUUAGAAGAUUCGAGCUCGCUUGCAGAGUCCUGCUUAAAGGCAGACUGGGAUUUAGAAUCAGAGAAUAAAGACCUUGUUUCAAAUUCCAACUCUUUAUCUGCCACUGAAUCAAAUUCAGUUUUAUAUCUUGAAGGUGUAAGCUCGCCUGCAGAAUCCCCCAUGAAACUAGUUGUGGAUUUUGUAACCAUUCACAAAGAACUUGACUCAAAUUCAGAUUUGAGCUGUACCAGAGAGAUUUCAGAAUCUGACUCACAAAUCAUAUUUACAGCAUGUGAACCAGUUUCCGAUACCUCUUUAAGCAAUAUUGAAGUGGAGGAUAUUGAACAACUUGUUAAAUGUAUUGAUGCAGAGACAUUAAUUUUGAAUUCAGAUUAUGUCCCCGCUUUAUUGUCAGAUUUAGAAAAAAGCACAGUCAAUAAAAUCUCCAGUGAAAGCUCUGGACAAUUCUCUGAAGGUUUUGUUUCAGAGUUGCCUUCAAGCACGGAAAUCUCUGCUCUUGCCUCAGAAAAAGCCAUAAAUGCAGACUUGCCAGCUGACUCAAGACUGCAGCAUAAUGAUUAUUCAUCACAGCUGGGAAGUGUUGGAAUAAGCUUGAAUUUGGUUCAGGACAACGUGAGCGACAGCACUGAAGCUGUUGAGGCCUCAGGGCCAUCCUCUCGUACAAAUCCAGCUGGUGAUCACCCUGUUCCUUAUUCAACUCUGCUCCCUAUGUUAGAGAAAAAGAAACGAAGGCGUUGUGGAGUCUGUGAGCCCUGUCUGCGGAAGACAAAUUGUGAAGAAUGCAGCUGUUGCAGGAAACGCAAAACCAGUCACCGGAUAUGUAAAAAGAGAAAAUGUGAAGAACUGAAAAAGCCACCACCGCCGAUCACACUACCUCUUGAGGUGCUAACUGAAAACAAAAGGCCUCAGAGGAGGAAGCAAAGAGUUUUUAAGGCAAAUUUAGAAAACAAACCAGUAAAUGGCCGCAGACCAGAACUCAUGGAAUGCAGUAUAUGUGGUCAUGGUGAAAAAUACAGGGUGAAAACGAACCAAACACAACCCUUUGAAAAUGUACAGUCUAAGGAGAAAGAAAGAAUGACAGGCUUAGAAGCAGAGAAGUGGGCACAUAACGAGAAGCCAUCCUUUGGUGUCCAUGUCAACGGAGAUAUCCACGGAACUGUGACAGGCCAUGAACACUUGAAAAAUGCUGAAGGAAGUGAAAGAGCAGUCUCUCCCAGUCAGUUAGCUGAGCCAAAAAAAUCAUUUGCACAGACCAUCAAAAAUGGCAUAAAAACUUUACAUUAUUCACCACCAGAAGCAGUUGCUUCACUGAAAAAAGCAUCUGUAGAGGAAAGGACAGAUGUGACGAGCAACUCCCAUGCCCCAUGGACCAAGGCUACUAAUCUGAAUAACAUAGUAAACACUCUGGCGACGGGUGUUAGCUGUGUUCACCCAGACAAACACGGGAACCUUUUCAUGAAAGAGGAAAACUGCGCUUGCAGUGUCCUCCAGAAUUCUGACAAAUCGGUGUUGCCCACUGGUUCCAUUUUGGAUCUGCGAGAAAGCUCGUGCUGUCCUCUGCUGCUUGAAGAGGGAGCACAUGUACAGAAGGAUGGCUUUAAAGUACCUAAUGCAGAGACACAGCAUGAGAACUCUUCACUCCAGCCAACUUUCUUGUCCCUGAUUAAAAACAGAAAUUUAACUGUAGAGCAGGUUGUAGCUAUUGAAGCUUUAACACAGUUAUCUGAAGCCCCUUUGGAAACAACUUCACCACCUAAAACUCAAAGUACUGAACAUACAGAAGAAACAACUUCCAACUUGCUCCACAGUUAUAAAAGGGAUAUUUCAUCCUCCUUCACAUCUUCUACAUUAAAAGAAAUCAAAGACACUUACUUGCAGAAUGAACAACAGCUCUUGGCUCACUGUGCUCACUCACAGAAGCAGCUCCCUAAUAAGGCUGUGUUAUACAAUGGCCAAAGUUCAAUUUCUGAGUCGCGCGAUAAACCCGUCAAUCUGGCUAGUGAGAUGUAUAAAUUACAGUUAUCCUCAAGAGAUACCAAAACUUUAUCUGAUUUAACAUGUAAUGCAAAAUCAUUUUCAGGACACGCUACCAAGAACUACGAUCCAGUCACCCUUGUGCGGUAUUGCAACGCUUCACAUAACGUCCAACAUGCAGGUAACAACUUGGAUGCUCUUGGCCAGUUAGACCAAAAGCCAGCCUGUAACGAUUUGAGCUUGGAAACGAGUUCUUUGAUUAAAGAAGGAGGAAUUCACAGCCAGGAUGAAGAGGAUGUAGCUACACAACUAACUCAACUCGCAGCAUUAAUUGAAUCAAACCGGACAAAUCCAGAGCAGAAGAAUGACAUAAAGGCGUCGCUACUUAACCUAAUAUCACAUGAGAGGCAGCCAAAACAUAACCAAGAUCUGUUGCAGAGAAAGGAGUCUGUAUUUUUUAGGCAUAAUUAUAGUUCCUUACUGUUAAAGCAAAAACAAUCAUCAAAUAAAAAAGGCAAUGCUGUACCAUGGAAACCAAGACACAAAAAAAAGCCUCAAGAAGCACGCUAUCAGCAAAUUAAUCAAAACCAGCUAGAGUUGCUGUCAUGCCAACAUAGUGAGUUACAGGACAUGUGGAUAUCAUCAAAACUGCACAAGCUUGGUCAAACCGUGCCACAGGACUCCAGAAUAGCUCCAUCUGAAAAAAAAUCUCCAAGAACCAAAGUACAUAAAGCACUGAAUCAAAAUACUUUAGCAUCACAGGAAAAACCUCGGUUAUUUCUCCCACAAACACAGAUAAAAUUCCAUAGGUGCUUACCUGAGGUACCCCAGGAGAAAAAAAAAGACAGGUUGUUUGGCUCUGAAGUGAUGAAUGAGCAAAUCAAAACUGCAGGCUCCGGUGACCCACUAGGCGUCGAUCCACUGAAAGAUGAUGUUGCAUGUAACCAGUAUGGUCAUCUGCCCUCCCGUAAUCUUCUGGCUGUUUCACAGCUGAAAACAGCAUCCGUGUUGAACAGACCAAGUGAAAACAUACAGAUGUUUACAGAAAAAUGCAAUUCUCAGGUACAGCAAGCAGUGAAUGUCAGUCAGGCACAUCCUUUGCCUCAGACCUUUAAUCAGUCUAACCUGAGAGCUAAUGAAAUGCGCAGCGAAGACAUAGCCUAUGUUCCGCAGGGUGCUGCCGAACAAGGGGAUGCAAAGGCGCAGGUGCUGCCUGGUCCCUGCAGUGGGGCUCCGGUGCCAGGUGCUGCGGAAGCUCUCAGGACGAUGGAGUGUGCAGGUGAAAUUACUGUUCUGACGUCAACGAGUUUGGGUGCUGACCACCCUCCGAGCACAGGGGACUCAGGGUGUUCUCCAGUAAAAAACACACUCAGCAGCUUUCUUGAAUCACCUAUGAAGUUUCUUGAUACUCCUACGAAAAAUCUAAUAGAUACGCCUACAAAAAAAGGACAAUCUGAAUUGCCAACUUGUGACUGUGUUGAGCAAAUUAUUGAGAAAGAUGAAGGCCCGUAUUACACCCACCUCGGGACAGGACCAAGUGUUGCUGCUGUGAGAGAAAUAAUGGAGAACAGGUAUGGAGCAAAAGGAAGCGCUGUAAGAAUAGAGGUAGUGGUUUAUACAGGAAAGGAAGGAAAAAGCUCUCAGGGGUGUCCGAUUGCCAAGUGGGUGAUACGAAGAAGUAGCGAUGAGGAAAAGUUGCUGUGCUUGGUACGUCAGCGUGCAGGACACCACUGUCAAACCGCCGUCAUAGUGAUUCUCAUACUGGCCUGGGAGGGGAUCCCUCAUCUCCUGGCAGACACGCUGUACAAAGAACUGACGCAGAGCCUCAGAAAAUACGGCUGUCCCACAAGCCGCAGAUGUGCAUUAAACGAAGAUCGUACUUGUGCAUGUCAAGGACUUGAUCCAGAAACUUGCGGAGCAUCAUUCUCAUUCGGCUGUUCAUGGAGUAUGUAUUUCAAUGGAUGUAAAUUUGCAAGAAGCAAAAACCCCAGGAAAUUUAGGCUUCUCACUGAUGACCCUAAACAAGAGGAACUUCUUGAAAAUAAUUUGCAAACUUUAGCUACUGAUGUGGCUCCGGUUUAUAAAAAGCUUGCUCCUGAAGCUUUCCAGAACCAGGUGGAAAAUGAACACAUGGGCCCAGACUGUCGGCUUGGAUCCAAGGACGGUAGGCCUUUCUCUGGUGUAACAGCUUGCAUAGAUUUCUGUGCCCAUGCCCAUAAGGAUACACAUAACAUGCACAAUGGAAGCACUGUGGUGUGUACAUUAACAAAGGAAGAUAACCGGAGAGUGGGGGUGAUUCCAAGUGAUGAACAGCUCCACGUGUUACCUCUCUACAAAAUCUCACAAACAGAUGAAUUCGGCACUGAGGAAGGAUUGGAAGCUAAGAUAAAAGCCGGAGCCAUACAGGUGCUCACUGCAUUUCCCAGAGAAGUACGAAUGUUAGCUGAGCCUCUUAGAGCUACAAAGAAAAAGAAACCUGACACAAGGAGGACCCCAACUGAAAAGCAGCCAUUAAUAGACAAAAAAUAUUCAACACCAGUAAAGCUGAAAACUGAAGCACCAGAAAAUCUGAGCAACACGUUGCAUUGUUUAGGGAACAAAACAGAUGCUUUAAAACCUGGAAUAAAAAUGGAGACUUCCGACCACCUCUAUGCCAUGAAACAUACUUCAAACACUACUAAAAAUUGCUCCUUAUUAAAACAGUAUACAGCUUCCCCCCCUUUCAAGGUGGAUAGUUUACAUCCUUAUUCAUCGUUAGCACAUAAGCCUGGCCUAACGGCAGUGACUAAUAUUCAACAAGAUUUUUCAGUUCCCUACGGGUAUUUUGAAUGCAGUAGUAAGCAACCUCACGUGACACCUUAUAUUAAUUGUAAGAACUUUGAUGUGUCGGUCAAAGAUUAUACUGGAAUUUUGCUGAAUGAUAAGAUGAAUGGUGUGCCACCAAUUCUUCCAGAGGUCACUGCUCCAGGCCCCCCAGCCCAUAAAGACCCCCUGCCCAGUAUACUUGAACAUCAGCCAGACAAGCAGAAUUGUCAGCCUCAGUUAGACAAUUCUCCUUCUUCGCAGAUGAUCAGCUCUUGCAAUUUGUCAGUACCGCAGAGCUCUCCAGCAAGGGACGCAGUUGGAAAUGAAGCUGACUGUUCCCACGGGUGCCCAAUGGAGAAGGGUGGCUCCCUUCAAGAACAGAUGUGUGAUUUUGACUGUGCUGACGAAAAGCAAAACACUGCACUGGGACAACCAACUGAUUCUGAAGAAAAAGCUGAGGAACUGUGGUCAGACAGCGAGCACAAUUUUUUGGAUGAUGACAUUGGCGGUGUUGCUGUGGCACCUUCUCAUGGUUCUAUCUUAAUUGAAUGUGCAAGACGUGAACUCCAUGCUACCACACCUAUUAAAAAACCCAACCGCAAUCACCCCACACGGAUUUCCUUAGUUUUCUACCAACACAAAAAUUUAAAUGAGCCAAAACAUGGGUUAGCCAUGUGGGAAGCAAAGAUGGCUGAGAGGGCAAAAGAAAAAGAAAAAGAAGCAGAACGAUUAGGAACAGAGAAUACUGAACUGAACUCUAGCAGCAGGAAAACAAAGCAAACAAGUGAAAACAGAGAGAUUUUUUACGAAGACAAUGAGUUCAACCAAAUUCCAUCACGCAGAGCAUUAACAGUAACUAAAGAUAACGUAAUAACAGUAUCUUCUUAUGCCCUUACACGAGUUGCAGGGCCUUACAACCAUUGGGCAUAGGUUUUAGUAUCGAAUGCCUCCUCUUGGUGCAGCAUUACACAGUGUUUCUUUAAGGUGCUGUUAAAGAACAAGUCUCGUGUCGUUUACUAUUUGCUCAUCUCAACCAUUUUAAGGCUGAGGUAAAAAAAAAAAUGUGGGGGGAUUUCUUCUUAAACUGUGACUUUAACAUUUGGUGGUGCUCAAGCACAUUUUAAGC